Heteronotia binoei (common prickly gecko) is the source of this 1293-nucleotide messenger RNA. Its product is annotated as olfactory receptor 5AR1-like. Bases 1 to 1287 code for a protein of 428 amino acids. Gene Ontology annotation, biological process: sensory perception of smell; G protein-coupled receptor signaling pathway. Lineage: Eukaryota; Metazoa; Chordata; Lepidosauria; Squamata; Gekkonidae. The record is from RefSeq and is a predicted model, not a curated record. Gene Ontology annotation, molecular function: G protein-coupled receptor activity; olfactory receptor activity; odorant binding. Gene Ontology annotation, cellular component: membrane. The transcript has 3 exons.
AUGCCUCCAUCCUUUGACUCCAUCUGUCUGACUGAACGCCUCCAAGAGGUCCUUUGGAGACUACAAACGGCUGACCUGAAAGUGCAGCAGGAAAACUGCCAUUUCUGGGUGCCACAGGUUGAAUUCCUCGGGUUCCUGAUCAACAUCGAUGACAUUCACCCAACCACCGCCAAAGUGAAGGCCAUCCAAAGCGCACUUUCUCCAACAUCAGAAAAGGAGCUCCAGUCCUUCUUCAGUCUCCCGAACUUCUGCCAUUCCUUCUUGCCACAUAAGGCAUCCUUGGAUAUUGUAAUAACUAUCUUCCAAGUCAUGGAGAGAGCCCUCAGGCCCAGCCUUAACUCUGCAGAAUGUCAGAACGCAAGCAUGGUGACGACCUUCAUCCUCUUGGGCUUUACUGAAAGGCCUGAACUGGGUCCUCUCUUUUCCAGUGUCUUCCUUCUUCUCUACAUGUUCACAGUGCUGGGCAACGGCUGGAUGGUCACCUUGAUCCGAGCUGAACAGCGUCUUCACACCCCAAUGUAUUUCUUCCUCAGUAACCUCUCCUUUUUGGACCUCUGUUACUCUUCCGUCAUUGCGCCCAAAGCACUGGAGGUCCAGUUGCAGUGGAGCAGGGCAACCAUUUCCCUGCCAGCUUGUGCCACCCAGAUGUUCUGCUUUACUACCCUGGUGACUGCCGAGUGCUUCCUCCUGGCGGCCAUGGCGUACGAUCGCUUCUUAGCCAUCUGCCACCCAUUGACCUAUACCUUGCUCAUGACCCAACGGUGCUGCCUCCAGCUGGUUCUCGGGGCUUACGGUUGUGGCCUUCUUGGUUCCAUCAUUCAGACUACUGGCGCUUUCCGCUUGUCCUACUAUGGCCCCAACCAGAUAAACCACUUCUUCUGCGACAUCCCCGCUGUCCUGAAGCUCUCCUGCUCCGACACCCAUCUCUCCGAAGCGAUCCUGUUUGCCUCCACAAGCGUCAUUGCUGUGGUCACCACAGCAAUCAUCUUCGUCUCAUAUACACGAGUCCUGUGGAAUGUCCUCAGAGGCCAUGCCAGCCAAGGGCGCCGAAAAGCCCUCUCUACCUGCACUUCACACCUCACUACUCUUAGUCUCUUUUAUGGCACCGCCAUUUUCAUGUACGCCCAGCCAAGGACCAAAGGGUCCCAAGACCAAGACAAGGUGGUUUCCAUGGUCUAUACUCUGGUGAUUCCGAUGCUUAAUCCGCUGAUCUACAGCUUGAGGAACAAGGAUGUGAAGGAAGCAAUGAAGCACUUGAUGAGUAGGAAGAUAAGGUCUGGCUGUUAAGUAAUA